Ilex paraguariensis (yerba mate) is the source of this 968-nucleotide messenger RNA. The record is from the annotation of a GenBank genome assembly. NCBI's taxonomy places the organism in Eukaryota, Viridiplantae, Streptophyta, Magnoliopsida, Aquifoliales, Aquifoliaceae.
CUUCAUUAGUUGGUGAUGCGGAAAAGUUUCUUCUGCACAGGAAAGAUGCUAUACAGUCAGCUCUAGCUAAGCUUUUGGUGAGAAAGAGAGUGAAACACAUCAAUGAGUUGACAGCUCUUUAUCAAGUUCCCAAUGUUUCAAAACCUCGUUAUGUUCGUGUAAAUACUCUUAAAAUGGAUGUCCAGUCUGCCUUACUUGAACUAGAGAAACGAUACAUGGUUCAGAAGGAUGACUUGGUGCGUGACCUGCUAACACUUCCACCGGGUACUGAUUUGCAUAAUCACCCUUUGGUCAUUAAUGGAAGUGUCUUCAUGCAAGGUAAGGCAAGUUCCAUGGUGGCAGUAGCGCUUGGGCCUAAACCAGGAUGGCAGGUUCUUGAUGCCUGCUCAGCGCCAGGGAACAAAACUAUUCACCUUGCUGCUCUUAUGAGGGGAAGAGGAAAAAUUAUAGCUUGUGAACUUAAUCAGGAAAGAGUUAAAUCAUUAGAAGACACUAUUAAAUUGGCUGGGGCUUAUAAUGUUGAAGUUGUGCAUGAGGACUUUUUAAACUUGAAUCCAAAAGAUCCUUCGUACUCAAAGGUUCAUGCUAUACUCUUAGAUCCUUCGUGUUCUGGUUCUGGGACUGUUGCUAAUAGAUUAGAUCAUCUGCUCCCAUCAUAUAGUGCAGGUCAUGCUGAUGGCGUUGCCAUAAGGCGACUAACGAAGCUUGCUGCUUUUCAGAAGAAGGCUCUGGAACAUGCAUUAUCUUGGGGGUGGAUAGUGUGUGGGGAAGGUGGAUGUCUCUUUUACAGUUUACUGAUUGCAACCAGAAAAUCUAUGAAGAAUAGGGAGUGGAAUAGGCUUGGGUCUUUCUCUUGUGUGCUCAAGGGAGUUUGCAUUUCAUGGCUGAGGAAAGCCAUUGAGGAGGCUGUGUCUUGGAAAGGCAGGGGGUUUUCAUUCAAAAAUACAGGGAUGCAGGUUUUUGUGUAG